This is a messenger RNA of Cladocopium goreaui, 723 nucleotides long. The record is from the annotation of a GenBank genome assembly. NCBI's taxonomy places the organism in Eukaryota, Dinophyceae, Suessiales, Symbiodiniaceae.
CGAACAGUCCCCCUCCGUUCCCCUGGGGUUGCGAGUGUUGCAGGCCAAAGGAUGUCGAGGCAGCCAGCCAAGCGGCCUGAGUUGGAAAUUGACAUUGACGAGGCUGAGCAACUGCUUGCGCUGGAUCAAGUAGCCCUCGAGAAGGUGAAAAUGAAAGACGCCGAUUCGCAGGAGCCGGGAUCCCCCACACUGCUGGAGUGGUUUCAAAUGACCAGGACCGUGAAAUCAUGUCCAGCAAGUGAAUGUGGCCAGUCUCGAGACUUUUCGGAUGUGGACAACAGUGUCACGGAAACCAGGGCACCCUCCUCCACUGAGCUUUUAGGGUGUACGCCAGAUCAUUCUCCGAUGGCUCAGAAGACCAAGUUAUCAAGCCAGGCGGCACCAUUUCAGCCAACGACAGCUCGCUGGGUGGCGGUUCCAGUGCGCUGCGUCAGGCCUGCACAGACACAGUGGUUUGUGCCAAACGCAGGAUCAACCGGCCACGCCUGGGGGGAUUGCGCACCAUGUGCCUUCUUCCAUACCACCGGCUGUGUGAAAGGCCAGAGCUGUUCCUACUGUCACCUCUGCGGGCCAUGAAAGGAACAUUUUGGAGCUUUGUAAUGGCCCAACCCCUCUCGUGCGCAAAAGUCAGCAGACACGUCGGUUCCUGCACAGAAUUGUUAUAACUAGAAUGGCCAGUCGUUGAGUGGAUAUUCUGACUGGGGCUCUGAUACAACAUGUUCC